Messenger RNA from Malus domestica (apple), 327 nucleotides. The record is from RefSeq and is a predicted model, not a curated record. Lineage: Eukaryota; Viridiplantae; Streptophyta; Magnoliopsida; Rosales; Rosaceae.
AUGAAGCUUUGGAAGGCCAUAAGUCUCAAUGGAAAAUCUUCUCCUGCUCCCUCAGGUUUCCUUCCUGUUUACAUUGGAUGGAAUCGCACCCGGUUCCUGAUCCCCACCCACUACCUCAACUUUCCGAUCUUCGCGGCUCUUCUUCGCAAAUCUGGGGAGGAAUUCGGGUUCAAGGCCAACGGAGGCAUAGUGUUGCCGUGUGAUGUUGAGUUCUUCAAAGAGGUCUUGAACUUGCUUCGAAAAGAUGAGAAAAGCAAGGAAGAUAGCGAUAGUUGCGAUCAUCAUCAGGGAUACUUAAGACCUUUGCUGCAAAAAGCUAGGGCCUGA